Messenger RNA from Fusarium sp. VM40, 927 nucleotides. The record is from the annotation of a GenBank genome assembly. NCBI's taxonomy places the organism in Eukaryota, Fungi, Ascomycota, Sordariomycetes, Hypocreales, Nectriaceae.
AUGGCGUGGAAAGACCAUCUCAAACGUUUGAAGAAUGAAUUCGACAACCUAGUCGGUGAGCCUGGGGCUCAAAACCAACAGCACGCUCCCCCACCGCCCCAGGGAAAUCCACCGCCUCAGCAGCCCAUGGGCGGACAGCAAGGACACGUCUACUGGCAGCCCCAGUUCAGACCUGAUGCUCCCGUCACGACCGAGUGGGACGCAAAGAUCGGGAACGGUCCAGAUGGCUGGGGUAACCAGGAGUUGCAGUUUUACACCGCUGAUCAUCAGAAUGCUUUUUUUACUCCAGACGGCAAGCUUGUACUUCGCGCUGUUGCGAAUAAUGCUUCACAAGACCAUGAAAAGAAAUACACCUCUGCUCGUCUCGUGAGUCGGCAGACGCUCGCCCGAGAUCAGGGAGUUCUCACCGCCUACAUCCUCUCACCCUGCGCAACGGGCAUCUGGCCAGCGUUCUGGCUUCUCCCCCAAGAGCCAUUCUCCUGGCCCACCGACGGCGAAGUAGACAUUGCCGAGACCUGGAACGGCGACCUGGAGAACCACUCGUGUCUCCACUGGGGCUUCCACCACGAGCCACACAAGCACCGCGUCCUGGGCACCAAGAUCCCCGACAUGCAGCACCGCCCGGUGAGAUAUGAUUUCGCCUGGCUCCAGUCGGGUGGGCAGGCUGGUCAAGGGCGGAUGGUGUGGUACAUUGACGGCAGACCUGUGAUGAAGGGGGAUAUCCCAGAAGGGACGCGGCCGAUGCGGGAUAUGAAUAUUCUACUGAAUGUUGCCAUGGGUGGAAAUGUCUGCGGUGGCAAGGUGCCUGCGGAUGGACACUACGAUAUGGUCGUGCAUAGUCUUUACAUGGGGAGUGAGCCUGAAAAUGGAGGUUGGCAUCGCUUUGAGGCUGAUUAUGCUGCGGCGCCUCAGGGAAAUACCUACUGA